Molecule: messenger RNA, 1322 nt
Organism: Sardina pilchardus (European sardine)
Lineage: Eukaryota; Metazoa; Chordata; Actinopteri; Clupeiformes; Clupeidae
Exons: 2
Coding region: 4-486 (160 amino acids)
Source: RefSeq, a predicted model, not a curated record
UCCAUGUCAUCAGAAAGCAUGAGCAUGUCAUCAGGUGGCUCUAUGGUGUCAGGGGGUGGAGCCAUGAUGUCAGGGGGUGGGGCAGGGAUGAUGUCAGGAGGGUCCAUGUCAUCAGAAAGCAUGAGCAUGUCAUCAGGUGGCUCUAUGGUGUCAGGGGGUGGAGCCAUGAUGUCAGGGGGUGGAGCUAUGAUGUCAGGAGGAGGGAUGUCAUCAGGUGGUGGCAUGUCGAGCAGCAUGUCGUCAAGCAGCAGCAUGAUGUCCAGCAGCUCAUCGUCGAGCAGCAGCAUGAUGUCUGGCGGCAUGACAUCAUCAGGCGGCAUGAUGUCUGGCGGUAUGACAUCAUCUGGCGGCAUGAUGUCUGGCGGUAUGACCUCAUCAGACGGCAUGAUGUCUGGCGGUAUGACAUCAUCUGGCGGCAUGAUGUCUGGCGGUAUGACCUCAUCUGGCGGGGGAGGUAUGAUGUCCAUGUCCAGUGGCACGAAGUGAUCCUCCACAAACUUCUGCUCAUAGAAGCAACGAUGGAUCCACCUGUUCCGUGUGGCGCACUCUGUCAUCAGAACCACCGAUCGUCUCUCAGGACUUGGCCCAAAAAGACGAAAGAAAACCGUGGUUGAGUCUGCUGCUCGAUGUUGACGCCGGUUUCCAGUCCCCACUGUAAUCCUAAGUGCACUUACAUUAGUAUACCGUUAAGUAUCUCCAUUGCAGUGCACUUAAUGUGUGUAUUAAAGAAUGCUCACCAUUAAGUACACAAUUAGUCUCACCCACUUGACUCCCUAUCACUAAUGCCAUCAAUACACUAACAUAAUCAAAUCUAUGGAGACGUGAUGAAGAUGAAGAUGAAGUAUUUUCAUCUCACCUCGCAUAUUGAGUGUAAAAAUUCAAGUUCAAGGAGUGGAGUCCUCGUAUCACUAUCUUCAAUACUCAUUUUUUUUCAUGUCAUCAUUCUAUUGCCAUACUCAUUGUGUCAAAUCAAGUGUACUAUCAAGGGUGUUGUUGUUAGUUUGCUUUAAGGGUUGUUUGGUUUUGUGCUGGUUUAUUUGUUUUAAUGAAUUUCUCACUGAGGCAAGGCAGAAAGGUUUAGCAGGUGGUGGAGAUACAUGCAAGUAACAAUACGUGCUUUUUAACUGAGCAAACAAGUUGAACAGUCUGUUCAACUGAAUGUGUGUGAUAUUUUGCUUUUUAUUCUUGUGCAUUUGUUAUAUUUCAGUGUUUUCUUUAUCAAUCUUUAUUAUUGCAAUCUUUAUUAUUGUGAUGAAUUCCAAAUGAUUGACAAUGACAUUAAUGUGGAACAUAAUAAACACCUCAAUGGACUUUGAGGAAUU